Messenger RNA from Durio zibethinus, 2645 nucleotides. RefSeq names its product putative isoprenylcysteine alpha-carbonyl methylesterase ICMEL1. Lineage: Eukaryota; Viridiplantae; Streptophyta; Magnoliopsida; Malvales; Malvaceae. The record is from RefSeq and is a predicted model, not a curated record.
AUUUGGCCUUUUGGCGUGGUCCGCGUGGAAACAAAACGACAAAAAAAAAAAAAUGCCAACGACCAAUUCCUCCAACUGGUAUUCCCUUCUCUCAUUUCUCUGUCCUCUUCUUCUCUUCCGGUUCCGCUCCGGGCGCCUGCCCUGCUUGGGUUUUGUUGAAUCCUGAUAGGGUAGUGGUUGAAUCCCAUGUUUUCCCAAUUUUUAGUACACAAAUGACAUAUGAAAACCAUCACGAACAACUAAACAAACGUUUGCUACGAAAACCCAAUCAGAGAUUAAUCCUUGGACUUCCCAAAAAAAUAUUAAAAAACAUAAAAAGAUGCCAUCUCCAAUCUUGCCCAUAUCAAACCACCCGUCUUCCUCUGCAUCGGCAUCCACAAUGCUACUUAAAGCUAAGAUCGAUGCUGACCCAUCGACAACCCUCCUCAUUUCGUCGCAAGAAAAGGCUAUUUCCAUUAAGCCUGUCUUACCUAGAUCUUCAAGUUUCAAUAACACAAGCAAUAUUAACAACUCUACUGCUUUUACCAACAACCAACAGCAGAGAAGGCGCCGGACUGCCAGCGAUAGCUCGCUCGCUCUGCUAGCUGAUGAAAGCCCCCGCCAGUCUUUAAGCCGGGAAGUGGGCCAUGCUGCUGCCGAGACAUUUCUCCUCACUCGCUUAAGUUUGAAACUCCUUAGCUAUCUCGGGGUAGGCUACAGAUGGAUCACAAGAUUUCUUGCCCUUGGUUGUUAUGCUUUGCUACUUAUGCCAGGUUUUAUUCAAGUUGGUUAUUACUAUUUCUUUUCCAGACAGGUCCGCAGGAGUGUAAUAUAUGGUGAACAGCCAAGAAAUAGACUUGAUCUUUAUUUGCCUAAAAACAGCCACGGAACAAAACCAGUGGUAGCAUUUGUAACUGGUGGAGCCUGGAUUAUUGGUUAUAAAGCAUGGGGUUCUCUUUUAGGUCAACAGUUGUCAGAAAGAGACAUCAUAGUGGCAUGCAUAGACUACAGAAAUUUUCCACAGGGCACUAUAAGUGACAUGGUGGAGGAUGCUUCUCAGGGUAUCUCAUUUGUUUACAAUAAUAUUGCUGAAUAUGGAGGUGAUCCCAACAGGAUUUAUCUUAUGGGACAGUCAGCUGGUGCGCAUAUUGCUGCUUGCACACUUAUAAAGCAGGCAAUCAAAGAGGCUGGUGAAGGUGACAGUGUUUCUUGGAGUGUGUCCCAGAUAAAGGCUUAUUUUGGUUUGUCUGGCGGGUACAAUCUUUUUAACCUUAUAGAUCACUUCCAUAGUCGAGGUUUAUACCGUUCGAUCUUUUUAAGCAUAAUGGAGGGGGAAGAUUCUUUGCGUCAAUUUUCUCCUGAAGUACUGGUGCAGGAUUCAAACAUUAAGCAUGCUGUUUCUCUUCUUCCUCCUAUCAUUCUUUUUCAUGGUACUGGAGAUUAUUCCAUUCCUGCAGAUGCCAGUAAAAAUUUUGCAGAUACUCUUCGAAGACUUGGAGGGAAAGCAGAAUCCAUAUUAUAUGAAGGAAAGACUCACACAGAUUUAUUUCUUCAGGAUCCCAUGAGAGGUGGCACAGAUGAGAUGUUUGAAGACCUUGUUGCCAUCAUACAUGCUGAAGAUGAAGAUGCCCUUGCAAAAGAUGCAGUGGCGCCUCCAAGAAGACGCCUUGUACCCGAAUUCAUGUUGAAAUUGGCUCAUAAUGUCAGCCCUUUCUAGCCAUUAAAAUUGCUCAUCUGUCAGACCCAAAAUUCAUAUACUAUCAAAUUCACCCAUGUACAUAUCACAAUGGAAGUUUAUUUCCUUCAUUGAUAAGCUUUACCAUGCUUACUUUCCCAUUUCUGUGCCCUUGGUGAAGAGUUUUUCUUCUCAUCCAAAGUUUUUCUUUUUACUUUUUAAAUGAGAAAUCCAUCUGUCCCCUAUUAGAAAUCCUUUACACAGAUUUGGCGAGAAUGUUUAUUAUAGAAUGUAGCCAGGUAGCUAUCUCAUAGAAAUUUGGGACUAAAAUGGUGGAGAACUCAACAUUGCAUUGCUUUGUUAUAGUUUUAAAGGUCAAGCCAGGAGGAUAGGUGUGCCAAAUUAAUUGUUGGCUAGGUCUCUAUCAUAUGUUUCUUGUGGAAUUUUGGGCAUUUGAUUGAGAUUCUAUUCUGAUAGCUUGCUGUGUUGUUACUUAGCGGGUGGCUUGCAGUGGUGGCAUGGGAGUUCUCAGAACCUGAGGUAUGUUUAGAUGGUUCAGGCAAGGCUGUAGGUUUAUUGUUUUGGUUGUCUUGGAAGGAUGAAGGUCUAUUCUUGUUCUUUGGGCUAUUGAACUUUUCCUGGUUGUUGAGUUGUACUUUCGAGUUGUUCGUGCCAUGGAGAGGGUUGAGUUCUAGCUUCUUGUUGAUGAUGUGUUGUGUCUCUCAUGGCGGUCUUUUAUACCUGCAGUUACUCGAUUUGUUCAAAGAGGAGGAUGUUUAAUACUCGGUCAUAAUGGUGGAGUUAUCAUGCUGGGCUACGGUUGUUGUAGAAGUUCGAGUAGCAUAUUCUCUUUCUUUUGCUCAGGUUAGAAGUGUAAAGCAUAAUUCCCUCAACAAAUUAAUAUAAUAAGUUAGAUUAUUCAAUCAUAAAUAUCCUAAUAUACUAGUAGUUAUUUUAUUCGAGGAACUGGCUGCAUAUGUGCCUUCAUGAA